Molecule: messenger RNA, 783 nt
Organism: Penicillium psychrosexuale
Lineage: Eukaryota; Fungi; Ascomycota; Eurotiomycetes; Eurotiales; Aspergillaceae
Product: DUF3632 domain-containing protein
Exons: 2
Coding region: 1-783 (260 amino acids)
Source: RefSeq, a predicted model, not a curated record
AUGACAGCCAUUACAGACGAAAUGUUUGCUCCCCAAUUUGCUGUCCUACAGGACCUGUUCGGCGACAUCAUCUCUGUACAAAAAGCCGUCAGGGAUCUCGCUUCGAUCUCCUUAUCAAUAGAACCUAAAGCAGGUCUUGGUCGUCUUUGGGCUGUGAUAGUGGGAUGCGCCUGCGAAUCCCCUGAACACCAUGAUAAGCUUGUCGAUAUUCUAGUCCAGCUCUCUAAGCUCCCAAGUCCGAAAACAGCCGGUGGGGACGCACUCAUUCUCUACGAUAUGCAAAUUUGGAAAGACCUCCCGACACUAGGCUGGGCACUCCGUGAGCAGUGGAAUAUAUCUGUGCCUAGUGGACCCCCUGAUAACCGACAAAGUGUAAUCUCGAAAAUCAUCAACCGGGACAAAUUCACAGCACUUUUGAUGGCAACCGAGGAACCCGUAUUCGCAUACUCAUGGUUUGCAAUAUUCACCCUCCGCGACGCGCUGGAAAUACCUAUAAACCAAUUGUUACCAACCUACCCCUUAGAGGCGUUGAUUCCUGCUGCUGCAUGGAUCAGUACUCUCGGCGUGGAGAUCUAUGAAUGGGAUAAAGAUCUUAGCGGCUAUAAAGGCAUGGCGCCGGGAAGCGGAGGCCCUCUUUGCUUUUGCAAGGAGAGGUGGCAGCUAUGGCGGAAGAGAUUUGGGGAGGUGGCUAGGAUGAGGGGCGAGAUCGGAGACGAAGCGAGAACGGCAGCAAGGGAAGCGGAGGAAAUGAUGUUGGAGAUUGAGAAUGGGGAAGUGGAGUGA